AUGCUGGGCUGGGUGGCAGGGAGCCUAGCUCCGUUGGGCCUGCUACUGGUCUGUCUUCAUGUCCCAGGACUCUGCGCCCGGAGCAUCAGCCCCAUGGAGGAAAAAGUCUCACACAGCCUAGGGACCAACUUGCCUCUGCUGGGACAACCACCCUUGACUGGCGCCUCCAACUCUGGACACCCUCAGUUCCCUGGAGCUGAGCCUGCAUCCCAUGACAUGGCGAGCUUCCUUGUGGCAGGAGGUUCUGGGGUGCAGAAGUGGCCCCCAUCCUGGGAGCUGCAGUCAUGGCCGCCGGAGGACCCCUGGCAGAUGAUGGCUGCUGCGGCUGAGGACGAGGAGGGGCAGGAGCUGCCCGAAGCACUGUCCUCCAUGUCCAGUGCUGGCAUGUUGCCCCUGCAGGCCGCUGCACACUCCCUGCUGGGACAGGACCUUGAGCCCGGGCGGCUACCCUUCCUGAGUUGGCUGGGAGCCCAGAGAGAAGGCCUUGCCCAACGCCCCUUCUGGUCCCUCAUCCACAAGCUUCUGGGAGGCCACUCCUGGGGAGCCUUGAAUCCUGCUGUGUCUUGGGGAAUUGGAGGUCUCGGGACUGGGUGGGGAACAAGGCCUGUGUCACAUCCUGCGGGAACCUGGGGUAUCAAUAAUCAAUUCCCAGGCAGCAGCUGGGGAAACACCAAUCCAUACCCAAGCACCAUCUGGGAGAAUAUCAAUCGGUACCCAGGAAGCAUCUGGGGGAAGAUCAACCGGUACCCAGGUAGCAUCUGGGGGAACAAUAAUCGGUACCCAGGUUCUCGAGGCUCAGGCAGCCGUCGUUCAUCCCUGUUCAUUGGUAAGUUCGUGUCUAUCCAUUCCUACUAG
Molecule: messenger RNA, 855 nt
Organism: Ochotona princeps (American pika)
Lineage: Eukaryota; Metazoa; Chordata; Mammalia; Lagomorpha; Ochotonidae
Gene: C1H6orf15
Product: chromosome 1 C6orf15 homolog
Exons: 3
Coding region: 1-855 (284 amino acids)
Biological process (GO): extracellular matrix organization
Cellular component (GO): extracellular matrix
Source: RefSeq, a predicted model, not a curated record